UUUACUUUGAGUCUUUUGUUUGCUAGUUUCGUGCUCUAUGCCCACGAUGUUUGGUCGGCUCCUAGUCCCGAUCCCAAGGCCGCAUGGGUUCGUCAAGGCAGGGCAAGAAAAGCUGCCUCAAGGGUCGGAAAACGCUGGUCAAACGAGACUUCAGCACAACCGGCAGACACCUCGUGUUCAUAUGACAACUACAAGCAGGUGUUGGCUCCCAAGGUCAACGUCUGGGGUGGUUUAACUGAUGUUGAAGCUGCUUCAGUCACUCAGUGGUUGUUCGCUCAGCCAGAGCUCAACCUCACGAUCAGCGACGAUGCUGACGUCUUACACUACCUCGAUAACGCAGGACCGGUCCCAGAUCGAUAUGCUCACGUUGUGCUGGAUCAUCGAGCUUGUGAGGACCCCUACUACGAAGACAUUCUAGUCGGUCCGAUCGAAUCCUUUGGUGUCAAGAAUGGCACAACUAGGUGGAUGCCACUUGAAUAUCCUUACACUCGCAAAACGGCUGGUCGUGUACGUAACCUUGAUGCCGAUGCUGACGACACACUCUAUUCUCAAUGGAUAUACAAAAUUAGUGCUACCGUCUCAGAUAUCACUCUCGACCUUUGGGGAGGAACCGCUCUUGGCCAUGAUAACGACACUCUUUCUAUAUGGGGUAUUGACCCUCUUUGGCAAGAUGACGGACACGUGAUUCGUUGGGAUGCUUUCUGGUCUAACACGGUUGAUGACUUUGACACUCAGACACUUCUGCCGCUUGGUCUCUACUUCAGAAGUGAUGUGACCGGCCGUGACCCGUCUCAGUGGACCCUCGAAGGCUGGUACUAUAACGGUGUAUUCUAUGAGACUACUGAAGCAUUCAGAUCUGCAUAUUAUACACCUGGAUUCGCAAAGCUGGGAGCUAACGUCGAAGGUGACUGGGCUCGGACUGACCGAAAUGGACCUUUACUUCCGCAAGACACUGCCCACCCACCUGCGUCCAUUGCUCCUAGUGGUGCCAGGUUCUCAGUCGAUGCUGAGAGCAAGUGGAUCCAAUGGAUGGACUUUUCUUUCUAUGUUGGUUACCAACGUGACACCGGUCUAAGUCUAUGGGAUAUUCGCUACAAAGGCGAAAGAGUCUUGUAUGAACUAGGUCUUCAAGAAGCACUAGCUCACUAUGCUGGACAAGAUCCUCUCCAGAGCGGUACUGCCUAUCUGGACAGUUACUACGGCUUUGGACCCUAUGCUUUCGAACUCGUUAAAGGCUAUGACUGUCCAGCGUAUGCCACUUAUCUCAACACCUCUUUCUACGUGUCGGAGACGACGCACACUCACCUCAACAGUCUCUGUCUCUUUGAAUACACAGCCGAUUAUCCUCUCCAACGACACAGCACCUCAGAUUAUGUCAGUGUUACGAAGAACACCUACUUCACAAUCCGGUCUGUCAGCACUGUUGGAAACUACGAUUAUAUGUUCUCGUAUUCUUUCUAUAUGGAUGGUAGCAUCAAUGUUGAAGUUCGUGCUUCAGGAUACAUACAGAGCGCCUACUACGCCAAUAACGAGGAAUAUGGCUACAAGAUCUAUGACAAUCUCUCGGGUAGCAUGCACGAUCAUGUCUUGAAUUUCAAAGCAGACUUUGAUAUCCAAGGCACCAACAACACAAUCGCUGUUGUGAACCAGGUUCCCGUUUCGACGACUUAUCCAUGGUCCAACGGCAAAGCGCGUAACACGAUGAAGCUCGAAAAAUCCUAUAUCGAGACCGAGGACGAGAGUCGAUUGUUCUGGGGAGCCAACAGCGCGAUACAGUACAGCGUGAUCAACAAAGAUGCUGUCAACAAGUACGGCGAGUACCGCGGUUACCGCAUCUCUCCCUCUCUAGGAGCCAUCCACCUCACGGUCGAAGACUCCAGCAAUCUGGCAAAUGCAGCGCGAUGGGCAAACCACGACAUUCAGAUUACCAAACAACAUGACACCGAGCCUCGAGCCGCCCACGCCUACAACAAUCAAGAUGUGCACAACCCACCUAUCAACUUCGAUGCCUUUUUCGAUGGCGAAAAUCUCACUCAGACUGAUCUCGUGCUGUGGCUGAACCUGGGAAUGCAUCACAUUCCUCAUACUGGUGAUCUGCCCAAUACGGUGUUUUCGACAGCUCAUGCGGGUCUUUCCUUUUCACCUCUGAACUAUCUGGAUGGCGAUCCGAGUCGACAGACUGUCAAUCAGGUUCGCAUCAACUAUGGAGGUGGCAAUGAGAGUGCCGUAGAGACUUUUGGACAAGAGCAAGGUAGUUGUGCUGUCGAGUUUACUCCUGUGGAAGUGGAUCUUUGGGGUUAUAAGGGUGACGUGGUGGUCAGAAAGUUCCCUUUCGAUCCUAACAAUCCAUACUAUGAGACGGAUGCCAUUGUUUAG
Messenger RNA from Aureobasidium musti, 2376 nucleotides. The record is from the annotation of a GenBank genome assembly. Lineage: Eukaryota; Fungi; Ascomycota; Dothideomycetes; Dothideales; Saccotheciaceae.